GUCACUCUCGCCCGCGCUCGAUCACUCCGCCACCGCCACCGAUCCCUCCACACAAAAAAAAAAGAAAGUGAAACUACUCUUACACCUCCCCCUUUGGGCCUUUCCUCUCCCUUUCUUCUUCCCCACGCUCCGCCACCCCCCAAAACCCUAGCCCUAGCCAUAAACCCUAGCUCGCUCUUCUCCCUCUCGAAUCAGGGCAAUGGUGCGCGCGUACACGCAGGAGCACGUGUACCGGCACCCCUGGGACCGCGUGACCACGGCGGCGUGGCGCAAGUUCACCGACCCCGACACCCCCGCGGUGCUCUCCCACAUCCUCGACGUCCACACGCUCUCCCGGCGCCUCGACUCCGCCACGGGCCGCCUCCUCACCACCCGAUCCAUCACCGUGCGGUCGCCGACCCUCCCCUUCCUCGUCCGCCGCGUCCUCGGCCAGGACGCCGUCGUGUGCCACUGCGUCGAGUCCUCCGUCGUCGACGCCCCGCGCCGCUCCAUGGACAUCGUCGCCCGCAACGCCAGCCUCCGCGGCCUCAUCGAGGUCGAGGAGCGCUCCAGCUACCGCCCCCACCCCGAUCGCCCCGCGGAGUGGACGGUGUUUCGGCAGGAGACGAGCAUCCGCUGCAAGCCCCUCUCGGCGCUCGCCGCCGUGGCCGAGAAGGUGGAGCAGCGCUGCGCCGACAGAUUCCUGCAGAACAGCGUCAAGGGGCGGGAGGUCGUCGAGCGGAUCUGUAAGUACCUCGAGGCCGAGUCCUCCUCCGCCGCGGCCGCCGCCUCUUGUUGACGCGCUUCAUUGGUCCGAGAUUGAUUGCUCCAUCUCUUGCAUUUGCGCUUACUACUGGUCUUGGGAUCGUCAAUUGAAGUUUCAGAGCCCUUGGGUGUCUCGGAUUUGUUAGUCAACAGUUAGUUCUGAUCAAUGGGAGCUGGCUAGGAUAAAUCUUAGGUGGUUUGAUCUCUUAGAUCAUAAGAUAUUUGGUAUUCUUUUGUCGAACGAGAGUAGAUGAAACUGGAUUGGUGCGAUCGGGAUUGUGUGUUGUGUUUAAGGGCAACAUUGAAGCAUGCUAUUGUUUAAUUAAGCAUAUUAUGGACUACACGAAAACAAGAAGAAGAACAAGAGUGGAAUUGUUUUAGAAUCGGUCACACAUCUUAUUGACACGGUGUUCGAAUUGUUAAGUAGGAUUGUAGGAAGGAUUCUCCGAUUUCAUGUUGGUGAAUUUGUUUAUCAACAUGGCAUCUCAAUCUGUACCUUAGACCCCUUUUUUUAAAUCUUUCAAUAGAUUACAUCUUCUUGUUUGUUGUGCACGUAAUAAAUCAACCUGCGAUUAUCGAAUUUAA
Molecule: messenger RNA, 1329 nt
Organism: Ananas comosus (pineapple)
Lineage: Eukaryota; Viridiplantae; Streptophyta; Magnoliopsida; Poales; Bromeliaceae
Product: PRELI domain containing protein 3A
Exons: 2
Coding region: 200-778 (192 amino acids)
Biological process (GO): phospholipid transport
Cellular component (GO): mitochondrial intermembrane space
Molecular function (GO): phosphatidic acid transfer activity
Source: RefSeq, a predicted model, not a curated record